Molecule: messenger RNA, 2156 nt
Organism: Empidonax traillii (willow flycatcher)
Lineage: Eukaryota; Metazoa; Chordata; Aves; Passeriformes; Tyrannidae
Product: annexin A4-like
Exons: 10
Cellular component (GO): cytoplasm
Molecular function (GO): calcium-dependent phospholipid binding; calcium ion binding
Source: RefSeq, a predicted model, not a curated record
GCAACAAUCAAGGGAGUCUCGAGCUUCAGUGCUGAGCAAGAGGCACAGGCACUAAGGAAGGCCAUGAAGGGGCUUGGCACAGAUGAAGAUGCCAUCAUUGAGACCUUGACCAAGCUGAACGCUUCCCAACGCCAGCACGUUCUGAUCACCUAUAAAAGCACCAUUGGCAGGGAUUUGAUUGACGACUUGAAGUCUGAGCUGAGUGGGAAUUUUGAAAAGGUGAUUGUUGGUUUGAUGACUCCAACCGCCAUGUACGAUGUGCACGAGCUGAGGAGGGCUCUAAAGGGAGCAGGGACAGAUGAAGGCUGCCUGAUUGAAAUCCUGGCUUCUCGCACGAACGAUGAGAUCCGGCGCAUUAACGAGAACUACAAAAUCCGUACGUAGAGCCCUCUGCAGUGUCACACGGCCUGAAACGCCUCCUGUCUUUUCAUCCUUGUCUCUCCGCAGGGAAACAGAGAUGAGGGAACAUUUGUGGAUGAGACCCUUGCUCAGCAAGAUGCUCAGUGCCUGUAUGAAGCUGGGGAGAAGAAAUGGGGAACAGAUGAGGUGCAGUUCAUGUCCAUCCUCUGCACACGGAACAGGUGCCACCUGCUGAGAGUUUUUGAUGUGUACAGAGGGAUUGCUAAUAAGGACAUCACAGAGAGCAUCAAAUCCGAGAUGUCAGGAGACCUCGAGGACGCUUUGUUAGCUGUGGUGAAGUGCAUGCGGAAUAAACCUGCGUAUUUUGCUGAAAGAUUGUACAAAUCCAUGAAGGGCUUGGGCACAGAUGACAGCACGCUGAUCCGGGUGAUGGUGUCCCGCUCGGAAAUAGAUAUGCUGUACAUCCGGAGGGAAUUCCUGUCCAUGUAUGGCAAAUCACUCCACUCCUUCAUUAAGGGAGAUUGCUCAGGAGACUACAGGAAAGUUCUGCUCAGACUCUGUGGUGGGGAGGAUUAAAGGAGGCCUGGGGGACUGUCUGGGUGAGGGGAAGCAGCUGAUCAUAGAAUUGUUUAGGUUGGAAAAGAUCUUUAAGAUCAGCCAGCCCAAUAAUUAUUUCUUUCAUGUAUUUUUUUUCCCAAAUACCUUGUUAAUUGCUCUGAUUUUUGCCUUAGGUUAGUUCAUGCUCUGGUUGGUAAUGGCCAUUCUGGUUGACCAUGGCCAAUCUGCUUUUAUGCUUGGCACACCCAUUUGCCUACUAAUUGGGCUGGUAAAGCCCAGCUUAACCAGAAUGCUGUAACCAAAGAUAGGAAAGCUAAAUUGUUUCCUCACCAGAUGCCCCUUUGCUGUUGUGUUCACCAGCAAAACACGUCAACUGAAGCAAACCUGGAUGCAGAGUGUGAGAGGCUGCCCAGGGGAAAACUAACCCAUCAGUACAUGGAGAGUGCAGAACACAGCCUUGCUUCAGUUUAUUGAGAUAAUUAAGACACAAAGAAUCAGAAUAUCUAAAAUGCAAGCACGUUUAAGUCUUAACUUGCCCUCUGUUAGUGUGGAGCAUUAACAGCCUGGCUGCACUGUAUGUGUGUGUUGCCCAGAGGUCUGUUCGUGGGGAAGAUGUCACUGGUGACAUCAGAAAAGCCUCCUGCUGCCCUGGUCAGAGCAGCCCCGUGUGCUUGGUCUGUCUUCUUCACUCAUGGGAGUAUAAAUAAUAAUGGUUAUGUUACAAAGCCUCCUCUGGAUAAAGUGAUGUCACUGGAAUGGUGCCUUUUAGGGAGUGACCUGUCCCUCAUCGGCCUGGUGCUGGGGCAGCUCCCCAGAUCUCCCGGGGGCAACUGUCCAAAUCUCCCAGGGUCAGCUCCCCAGAUGUCCCUGGGACACCUCCCCAGUCUCCCCCACGUGCUGGCUCCAGCCCCACAUCACAGGAUCAUCAGGGUGUUUGUGCCUGGGUCUCACCUGGGCUUCCACACCAACCUCUGGGAGAGACAUUUUCCCCAGCCCCUCCACACCUGCCUGUUCACCUGAGCGCUGUUUUCACUACAAAAACAGGGUUCUUGUUUGGCUUAGCCACUUAUUUUUUACUGCUGGGGAAUAAUCCUGUUCUGAAGGAUCAGACUGAUGUUGGAAUGUCCAGCUGAAACACUGAGGUGGCUGCACCCAGUUCCAUCACUCAUUUUCCUCUGAAAAAGAGGCUGGAAUAGGAGAUGCCUCUGUGGCCUUCAAUAAAAUAGUUUUCUUUCUCA